CCAAAGGCGAACCGAAUUUCAGUUGACUCGAAUCGCACGAGUCGCGAGGAAGCAAAACUAAAGAACGCUGAAAAACCCUCAAUAAGUGAAAAUCGUUUGACUUCGCCUUAGGCCCCGACACAUAAAAACAAAAACCAAGCGACAUAAUGGCUGCCACCGAUAUCGCCGAGGAGGCCUUUCACUUGCGCCUGGGCUAUCUGAAGCCGGAGACCGUGGAAAUCGCCCGUGUGGAACUCCGCGAAACCGAAGAAGUCAAGGCGGAGGCCAUCAUCAAGCUACGGGAACUGCUCAAGGCCACGCCCGAGCUGAACUACAAGGAUGACGACGCUUUCCUCACAGUUUUCCUGCGCGCCUGCCACUUUUAUCCCGAAGGAGCUCUGGAAAAGAUGAAAACCACAGCCAGCUUCCGCAAGGAGUACGCCUCUCUGGUCCGCGGACUCCUGGUCGAGCAGGUUAAGGAGAAAUUCGUGAAGGGCAGUGUGAUCAAUGUGCUCAAGAACUGCGACCAGAAGGGUCGUCGUGUGCUCAUCGUGAACUGUGGCAAACUCUGGGAUCCCAGCGAUAUUACCAGCGAUGAGAUGUUCCGCAUGCUCUACAUGGUACAUCUCGCCGCCCAGCUGGAGGAGGAGACCCAGGUGCGGGGCGUGGUCUGCAUCAUGGACUUCGAGGGACUGUCGAUGAAACAGGUGAAGGCCCUGUCGCCGAGCUUCUCCAAGCGAUUGCUCACAUUCAUCCAGGAGGCGAUGCCCCUUCGCAUGAAGGAGGUGCACUUCGUGAAGCAGCCGUUCAUCUUCAACAUGGUUUGGUCGCUCUUCAAGCCCUUCGUCAAACAAAAGCUGAACAAUAGGAUGCACUUCCACGGCAGUGACAUGAAGUCGUUGCAGAAGUUCCUCGACCCCUCCGUCCUGCCCGCCAACUACAAGGGUACUCUGCCCGCGAUCGACUACGGUGGCGUCGAGUGGUUCCCCGCUCUGGAGCAGCAGGCCCAGUAUGUGGAGGAGUGGAGCCAGCUUGGCCCUGCCCAGUGGUGAUUGGCCCCAUUUCAAUACUACACUGACAUUCGCAUCCUACAUUGACAUUAGCUUAACUUUAUGCUUGUAAAUACUUUCAAUAUGUGUUUGCUUAGUUCGUAACAUUUUGGCAAUAAACUAGUUACAUAAUACUAUAAACCACG
Molecule: messenger RNA, 1174 nt
Organism: Drosophila melanogaster (fruit fly)
Lineage: Eukaryota; Metazoa; Arthropoda; Insecta; Diptera; Drosophilidae
Exons: 4
Coding region: 147-1031 (294 amino acids)
Source: RefSeq, marked reviewed